CUGGCCACCAUUGAAAAUGAACAAGAGACUGUUCAUUUAAUUGACACAAUAAAUGAUGAUUCCAUUGAUUUGGCCUGGAUUGGACUCUAUGAUGAUCUGAACAGUUGGAAAUGGACUCUAGAAGACACUGAUUUCUUCAAGGCUGGAGAGGAAAACUUCAGGAACUGGAACAGCCCAGGACCAGACAAUUCUGGAGGGUAUCGUUUGUGUGUAUACAUGUACAAUGGAAUAUGGCAAACAACAGCCUGCUCUGGUUUAUAUUAUCAAUCUGUCUGCUACGAUGGCAGAAAAAAUGCCAGUGCCUCCUAUGUUGUCAUUACCCAGUACCAAACCUGGACUGAAGCUCAGAGUUACUGCAGAGAACAUCACACAGACCUCAUCAGUAUCAGAAAUGAGACUGAAAACUAUAAGAUGCAAUAUUUAUUACACAAGUUUAGUCUUAAAGAAUUUUGGAUCGGACUGUACAGAACCAGGUCUUGGUCAGAUCAUAGUAACUCUUCAUUUACUUACUGGAAAACAGGACACCCAAAUACAGCGGAAUUCUGCACUGUAGUCUCAUUCAGCGACUCUGGGAAAUGGACAGAUGAAUACUGCAAUAAUGUAUUUACUUUUUUUUGUUACAGCGAACUAUCAUCAUCCCGUCAGUAUCACUUUGUGAAUGAGUCUAAGACCUGGACUGAAGCUCAGAGAUACUGCAGACAGAAUUACUCUGAUCUGGCCACCAUUGAUAACAUGGAGGAAAUGAACAGCCUGAUUAACACAGUUAAUGGGAGUUACUAUGGUUCAGCCUGGAUUGGACUGUAUGAUGAUGUGAACAGCUGGAGAUGGUCACUGGAAGACAAUGAUUUCUAUCAGGAAGGAGAGAAAGAUUUCAGAAACUGGUAUCAUGAACCGAACAACAAUGGUGGGAAUGAACUGUGUGUUUACAUGGAUUACAAUGGGAAAUGGUUUGAUUACCCAUGUGGUUAUACAGGAAAUAAUUUUGUUUGCUAUGAUGGCAGAGAGAAUGCCACACAGAGUUACAUCAGAAUCAAUGACUGGACAAACUGGACCGAGGCUCGUAGAUACUGCAGAGAUCAUUACACAGAUCUCGUCAAUGUGAGAAAUCAGACUGAGAACCAGAGGAUCCUUGAGACAGCAGGUGGAAGAGUCUGGAUCGGCCUGUACAGAAACAGGAUUUGGUCUGAUCAUCAGAUUACCAGUUACCAAAACUGGAGACCUUACUCUUCUGAUUCGGUGGGACAACCAGAUAAUGGUGAAGGUUAUGCUCAAACAACUGUGGCAAAAUAUGGUUUUCAGCACUGUACUGCUGUAUCAUUCAGGAAUUCAGGCCGAUGGACAGAUGAGGUCUGCAUAUCUGACAUGCCUUUCUUCUGCUACAGCAGAAACUGCACACUGUCUUCAUGCAACCGCCAAUAUCACUUUGUGUCUGAGUCUAAAACCUGGACUGAGGCUCAGAGAUUCUGUAGAGAAAAUUACUCUGAUCUGGCCACCAUUGAUAACAUGGAGGAAAUGAACAGACUCAUUAAAACAGUGCGUGGGACUUUCUAUGGCUCAGCUUGGAUUGGUCUGUAUGAUGAUCUGAACAGCUGGAGAUGGUCACUGGAUAAUACAGCAUUAGAUGGAGGUUACAAAAGAUGGUAUGUUUCGCAACCACUGAACUCAGGUGGAAAAAGUCUAUGUGUUUACUUGUUAAACACCCAGGGAAUAUGGAUUGAAAGGCCUUGCAACACUGAACUUCUCUUUGUUUGCUAUGAUGGAAGAGUGAACGCUAGUACAAGAUAUGUGUUUAUUGAACAGUCCAAAUCCUGGAGUGAAGCUCAGAGUUACUGCAGAGAACAUCACACAGACCUCGUCAGUAUCAGAAAUGAGGAUGAAAACUACAGGAUUCGGACAAUACUUUCAUAUUAUUCAACUGUUUGGAUUGGACUGUACAGAACCAGAUCUUGGUCGGAUCAGAGUAACUCUUCAUUCAGUAACUGGAGGACAGGACAGCCAGAUAAUGCUGGAUUCCGUGAAUACUGCACUGCAGUGUCAUUUAGUGACUCAGGAAGCUGGACAGAUGAAAACUGCAACAUUGCAUUCCCUUUCAUUUGCUACAGUGUGUCAUCGUUGGUAUCUUCCCGUCAGUAUCACUUUGUGUCUGAGUCUAAGACCUGGACUGAAGCUCAGAGAUACUGCAGACAGAAUUACUCUGAUCUGGCCACCAUUGAUAACAUGGAGGAAAUGAACAGCCUGAUUAACACAGUUAAUGGGAGUUACAAUGGUUCAGCCUGGAUUGGACUGUACGAUGAUGUGAACAGCUGGAGAUGGUCACUGGAAGACAAUGAUUUCUAUCAGGAAGCAGAAAGAGAUUUCAGAAACUUCUAUCAUGAACCAGACAACUAUGGUGGGAAUGAACUGUGUGUUUACAUGAAUUAUGAUGGAAACUGGUUUGAUAUGGCAUGCGACAACAUGCUGCCAUUCAUUUGCUAUGAUGGCAGAGAGACUGCCACACAGAGUUACAUCAGAAUCGGGGACUGGAAAAACUGGACCGAGGCUCGUAGAUACUGCAGAGAUCAUUACACAGAUCUCGUCAAUGUGAGAAAUCAGACUGAGAACCAGAGGAUCCUUGAGACAGCAGGUGGAAGAGUCUGGAUCGGCCUGUACAGAAACAGGAUUUGGUCAAAUGGUCAGAAUACCAAAUAUGAAGAUUGGAGACCAGCCAUUCCCUACUCAGCACAGCAACCAGAUAAUGGUGAAUAUGUUUUCAGUCAGUGGGGUACCGAGCUCUGCACUGCUGUAUCAUUCAGUCAUUUAGGUCGAUGGACUGAUGAGAACUGCUUAUCCAGCAUGCCUUUCAUCUGCCAUAACAGAACCUGCACACAAUCUUCAUGCACCCGUCAGUAUCACUUUGUGUCUGAGUCUAAGACCUGGACUGAAGCUCAGAGUUACUGCAGACAGAACUACACUGAUCUGGCCACCAUUGAUAACAUGGAGGAAAUGAACAGGCUCAUUAAAACAGUGCGCAGGACUUAUGGCAAAGCUUGGAUUGGUCUGUAUGAUGAUAUGAACAGCUGGACAUGGUCACUGGAUAAUACAGCUUUGGAUGGAGGAUUUAAAAGCUGGAAUGUCCAGCAACCAGUGGACUCAUAUGGACAGAGUCUGUGUGUGUACAUGCUUUAUAAUCGAGGAAGAUGGAGUGAAGACUUUUGCUCGCAAACCCGUCCCUUUGUUUGCUAUGAUGGACGAGUGAAUGCUAGUACAAGCUAUGUUCAUGUUUACCAGUACAAAACCUGGACUGAGGCUCAGAGUUACUGCAGAGAACAUCACACAGACCUCGUCAGUAUCAAAAAUGAGACCGAAAACUACAGGGUUCAGUUAUUAAUUUUUGAUUAUGACACUGUUUGGAUUGGACUGUACAGAACCAGAUCUUGGUCAGAUCAGAGCAACUCUUCAUUCAGUAACUGGAGGACAGGACAGCCAGAUAAUGCUGGAAACAGUCAAUACUGCACUGCAGUGUCAUUUAGUGACUCAGGAAGCUGGACAGAUGAAAACUGCAACACUGCAUUAUUUUUCAUUUGCUACAGUGCAUCAGCAUCAUCCCGCCAAUUUCAUUUUGUGAAUGAGUCUAAGACCUGGACUGAAGCUCAGAGAUACUGCAGACAGAAUUACUCUGAUCUGGCCACCAUUGAUAACAUGGAGGAAAUGAACAGCCUGAUUAACACAGUUAAUGGGAGUUACAAUGGUUCAGCCUGGAUUGGACUGUAUGAUGAUGUGAACAGCUGGAGAUGGUCACUGGAAGACAAUGAUUUCUACCAGGAAAGAGAAAGAGAUUUCAGAAACUGGUAUCAUGAACCGAACAACAUUGCUGGGAAUGAACUGUGUGUUUUCAUGGAUUCUAAUGGAAACUGGUUUGAUUCAUCAUGUGAAUAUGUGUUCAUAUUUGUUUGCUAUGAUGGUAGAGAAAAUUCCUCUCAGAAGUAUAUCUUGGUAUAUUAUUAUACAACCUGGACUGGAGCUCAGAGCUACUGCAGAGAGACAUACACAGACCUGGCCAGUGUGAGGAAUGAGACAGAGCGUCAACAGAUACUGGAUGUUACACGUUAUUAUAGUUAUUAUGUCUGGAUUGGUCUGUACAGAAACAGACUGUGGUCAGAUCAGAGCAGCAUUUCUUUUACAUAUUGGCUUCCAUUUACUCAAGGUAUUGAUGCACAACCAGAUAAUGGUGUAAAUGUCCCAGGACAGAGGAUAGCCCAACACUGCACAGCUGUGUCUUUACAAUACUUUGGCCAGUGGACAGAUGAGAACUGCUUUGCUAAUUUGCCCUUUUUCUGUUACAGCGAUAAAUAUGUAUCAGUGAUGGGACUGAGUGUGAAAGUUACAAGUCUGGAGAAUCUGUCAGAGUAUCAGAUUGAAGAGCUGGUUAUACAGCUCCAGGAAGAAUUUAUUAGACAAGGACUACCCAGCAACUUCACCAUGCAUUUGAGAAACUAUCGUAAAACCAAUCCAUGAGAGGGAAUAAAGAGCAUUCCAUUAAAAAUACGGGUUUACAUUUUUAUCAAACUAUUACUGAACUUCUACAUUUUGCAUGUUCUUGCUACUGUUAACUGAAAUUCUGCACUGUUCAUGAUAUUACAAAAAAAAAAAAAAAAAAAAUACUGCAAUGAUUUGUUAAUUCACCCCAGAACAUUGGGAUAGACUCCAAUAUAUUUCUGACCA
Messenger RNA from Carassius auratus (goldfish), 4701 nucleotides. Its product is annotated as macrophage mannose receptor 1-like. The record is from RefSeq and is a predicted model, not a curated record. The coding region runs from base 217 to 4494 and encodes 1425 amino acids. NCBI's taxonomy places the organism in Eukaryota, Metazoa, Chordata, Actinopteri, Cypriniformes, Cyprinidae. The transcript has 15 exons.